UUUAGAAAUGAACACCACACGCGUCCCUCCUUUCCUCUUCUCUCUCCCUCCUCGACUCCGCGUUCUCCCUUCUCGACUCUCUUCUGCCUCAUCGUCUGGCUAGACUGGCUUGUGCCAUUGUGCCUUCAUCUCGCCGGGGUCAGAGUUCUGCCUUCAGGGUCUGCCGUCUGUGGGACUGGAUCCAAGGUGAAUUCUAACAGCUGCGAAGAUGGCAACAGAGUCAUCUGAGGGAGAGGAUGAAGGAAAGCUAGUUGGAGGCAGCAAAAAUUUGGAUGUGGAUGGUGACUUGAGAGAGAUGACGAAAAAUGCAGCUUGGAGUGUUAGCUCAUGCAAGCCUGGCAAUGGUGUUCAAUGUCUCCGAGAUGACAAUUCCGAAACCUAUUGGCAAUCUGAUGGAGCACAGCCUCAUCUCAUAAACAUUCAGUUUCAGAAGAAAGUGAAAUUGCAACUAAUUGUUCUCUAUGUCGAUUUCAAGCUUGACGAGAGCUACACACCUAGCAAGAUCUCUAUUCGAGCUGGUGAUGGCUUCCAUAACUUGAAGGAAAUAAAAACAAUAGAGCUAGUCAAGCCAACUGGAUGGGUGUGUAUCUCAUUAUCCGGAAAUGAUCCACGGGAAACUUUUGUUAAUACGUUCAUGCUCCAACUAGCGGUUUUGUCAAAUCAUCUUAAUGGGAGGGAUACCCAUGUACGCCAGAUCAAAGUUUAUGGACCUCGACCGAAUCCUUUUCCGCGUCAGCCAUUUCAGUUCACGUCUGCCGAGUUUUUGACAUACUCCACUGUCAGAUAAGGAUAACGAGAUGCUAAUGUGCCUACAUGGCUACAUAUAUCCUGCACUGAUCUGCUACAUUUGCUCUGUUAUUCCUCUAAGGCGCUCUUUCUCUCUUUCUCUCUUUUGCCUCUUUAUUUUCUGCCCUCAUUUCUAAGUGACCAAGGGAUUAGGACUGAUUGGCUAACAAAUGGCAAACCUUGGUUUAGAACUUAGAAGUAAACCGAGCAUGGUUCACUGCCAGAACUUGCAAGAAAUAGCUAAGGGUUGACGUGGUCGAUGGUUCAUUUGGCAAUGUAUAAUCACAAACAGUGGGUUUUAUGCUUUUGUCCAUUCAAUGAUUAUUACCCUGAUUAGUCAGGAAAUCAGCCGCGUGUUUUGUCUACCAAAAACAUUAAAGUAGGAAUUCGAUUGCAUAGGUACCCACUUUGCAUCAGAUGUGACGUUGUCUAUUUAUAUUUUGCAAUGAUUAUGACUAGGAUUAGUCAGAAAAUUGGCCGCC
This is a messenger RNA of Beta vulgaris subsp. vulgaris (sugar beet), 1268 nucleotides long. Its product is annotated as anaphase-promoting complex subunit 10. The transcript is spliced from 7 exons. The record is from RefSeq and is a predicted model, not a curated record. Gene Ontology annotation, biological process: anaphase-promoting complex-dependent catabolic process; protein K11-linked ubiquitination. NCBI's taxonomy places the organism in Eukaryota, Viridiplantae, Streptophyta, Magnoliopsida, Caryophyllales, Amaranthaceae. Bases 209 to 787 code for a protein of 192 amino acids. Gene Ontology annotation, cellular component: anaphase-promoting complex.